AUGAGCUCUCUGAAUUCCCGCUUGAAACACCUCGGCUUUGCGAAACGCAAAUCGAGCGCAAGCAUUCAGUCGCCAGACCUAUCGCAGAGCCAGAGUCGCACUCCCCCGCCGCAGGGCUCGUCGCAGUCGUCCAUCCACAACAGCACUCCCCCAUCACACGUCCGACCCGCUGGACAAGCUCCCUCCAUCGCCUCCAACUCCUCGCAGCAGUCCCUGCCCCAGAUGAACCACCCUGGCCAAGGGCAGCGGCCACCGAGCUACACAGCUGGGUAUCCUGGACAGGCUCGAACUCCUCCCACGCAGAUGGUCGGUGGCCCUCCACCCAUCAACACCGGAGCUCCCCCAGUCGCCGGCUACCCCCCUCAGCUUCCACCAAUGCAAGGCGGCCCGCCAGUCGCCGGAGGCCCGCCAGGCUACACUGGCGGCGCCGGAGGCUACGGCCCUCCCCCUAGCCAGAAUCUCCCGACCGCCGCAUACACUCGACCAGCCGCCGAGGUCGAGGGCAACAGCAGGAGCAAGGCGCAAUUGAUUGUUGGCAUUGAUUUCGGCACGACUUUCUCCGGUGUCGCAUUUGCAUUCGCAACAAAUAACGAGGCAAAGGAGGACAUCAUCACAGAAUGGCCAGGUGCCGGUUCAUACACUAAGCAAAAGAUCCCUACCGUGCUCUACUACGAUCAAUACCAAAAGGUUGUUGGCUGGGGCCCCGAUAUCGCCGAUGCCCUCGCACCAACAGGGUACCCGAAGCCAGGAGUGCAAAAAGUGGAGUGGUUCAAGCUGCAGCUGAUGCUGUCCGGUAAUACGUAUAUCGACCCCAUCAACCUGCCACCUCUGCCACCAGGAAAGUCCGAGAUUGAUGUCGCCGCCGAUUACCUGUUCAAGCUCCGCCAGGCCAUGCGGGCAGCCCUGCAGAAGACCCUGGGCGAAGUCUUUAACCGAGAGGAGCGGAACAUUCGGUACUACCUGACGGUGCCCGCCAUCUGGAACGACGCUGGAAAGGCUGCCACGAGAGCCGCUGCCAUCCAGGCCGGCUUCCUUCGAGACGAGAACGACAACCGAUUGACCCUGGUUUCCGAGCCCGAGGCCGCUGCACUAUUCUGCGCAAAGACCGGUCUCCUCAACCUCAAGGUGCAUGAUGCUCUGCUCAUCGUGGAUUGCGGUGGUGGUACCGUCGACUUGAUCGCAUACGAGGUCGAAGACGAGAACCCUUUCACGGUGGCCGAGUGCACCGCCGGAUCUGGUGACUCCUGCGGUUCGACCGCCCUGAACCGGAACUUCAGCAAUAUAUUAAGGACCAAGAUCAGGAAGAUGAAGCUACCGGACGGAUCCAAGACCGCAGGCCGCGUCUACGCCAAGUGCAUCAUGGACUUCGAGAACCGCAUCAAGGCAGACUUCCGCAACAACGGGCAAAAGUGGGCCGUGGAUGUGGGUAUCGAGGCCGAAUUCCCCGAGGCUGGCAUUGAGGAGGGCUACAUGACAUUCACCAACGAAGAGAUUCUGCAGUGCUUCGAGCCUGUGGUGAACCGAAUCCUCGAGCUUGUGCGCAACCAGAUCAUCGCAAUCCAAGCGCAGAACCGGGCACUACAGAACAUCCUGGUCGUCGGUGGAUUCGGUGCCUCCGAGUACCUCUUCCAACAAAUCAAGCUGCACGUGCCUCCGCAAUUCCAGUCCAAGGUCGUACGGCCUAUGGACUCGGUCGCCGCCAUCGUCAAGGGUGCCGUCACUGCUGGUAUCACAGAGCGUGUUAUCACUCACCGUAUUGCGCGGAGACACUACCUCAUGGCCACCCUGCAGCCGUUCAAGGAGGGAUACCACCCAGAGGCGUACCGUGUGCCGUCACUUGAUGGCAAGGAUCGAUGCAAAUUCACGCGACAGAUUUUCGUGCAAAAGGGUCAAAAAGUCAAGAUUGGAGAGCCCGUUAAAGUCUCCUUCUUCCGCCAAGUCGCUCCCGGGGCGACUCUCAUGUACGAAGAUAUCCUGUAUGCUUGUGACGACGACGUUUGCCCGGAGUACACUAAGGAUCCCCGUAUCAAGGAGGUCGUCACACUUACCUCGGAUCUCUCGCGCAAGAAUUUGGAGAAGGAUUUCGAACGCAUGGACACACCGCAAGGCACGUUCUACCGCGUGUACUUUGACAUCUACCUCACGCUCGACGGCUCGGAGUUCAGUGCCGAGCUAGUCUGCCAAGGCGAGGUUAUGGGCCGUUGCAGGGCGAGGUUCAGAUAG
Diaporthe amygdali is the source of this 2223-nucleotide messenger RNA. RefSeq lists its product as uncharacterized. NCBI's taxonomy places the organism in Eukaryota, Fungi, Ascomycota, Sordariomycetes, Diaporthales, Diaporthaceae. The transcript is spliced from 5 exons. The coding region runs from base 1 to 2223 and encodes 740 amino acids. The record is from RefSeq and is a predicted model, not a curated record. Gene Ontology annotation, molecular function: ATP-dependent protein folding chaperone; ATP binding.